UCUCCCGCCGCGACUCUACUAUCCGAUUCUGUGUUUGUCGGACUUGAAAUCCGAGGGAGAGGAGCGAGCCGCCAUUUUCCGAGCGUCGCUCUCCCAGAACAACAAAAAAUAACCAAGAUAAACCUAGUAAAUAUAACCAGACGUCAUCGAGAACGAGGUUGGAAUAAAGGAAAGUGGGAAACUAUUGACAUCCGAAAACAGUCAGGCCGGAAAGGAUUCCUUUUUUCGUUCUACAACAUUAGCUAGCUAGCGAAGUCUGUUUCUUACUCGUUGUUGUUUCGCCCAUUUCGUGAUUACGAGACAAGAGCAACACGGGGUUGCUGACAACGGAGUGUUUGAGAAACGGGUUCCACUGGAAAGGAAGGGAUUGUCCCUUUUUGAUUAACUCUUGGUGCAUUUUAGUUCCUUGCUUUUUAUUUUCCUUCGAACUGCGGGGAAUUGUUGCAGAAAUUCCCCGGGACUCUGCCUCAUCACGUGGCUGUCCUCUGGCCUCGGCACUGGGAGAGGCCGCCGCGCCUGCCUCUCUGCACUGCAUGGCUGCGAUGGCGCCCGCUCUUACCGACGCGCCAGCCGAAGCUCACCACAUCCGCUUCAAACUGGCUCCCCCGUCCUCCACCCUCUCCCCGGGCAGCGUGGAAAACAACAGCAACGCCAGCAACAUCAUCAUCUCCAGCAACGGCGCUGUCAAGCGCAAGGCCCUGGUGUCCUCCGGCGAAGAGCGCUCCCUCGACUUCCGGCCUGGCGGCAAGAAGGAGGAGCAGCAGCACGACGAAGCGGCCCCCACCCCCCUGGGCAAGCUGCAGCCGCUGGUGGCCUCCUAUCUGUGCUCUGAUGUGACCUCUGUGCCCUCCACUAAGGAGUCCCUCAAGCUGCAAGGCGUCCUCAUCAAGCAGUCGGUCCUGAAGACCCACGGCAUCUUGCCCAACUCCUAUUUCACCAGCACUGACUUCCUGCCUAGGAAGCACCAGACUCUGGAGCUCUCCGGAGAGCAGCUGAAGAACCUCAUGAGUGGCAGCGGUCAGCCUGCGAUGCCCGCGACGCCCCCGCCACCCCAGGCGCCGGUCAACGGCCUGGCCAAGAAGCUGGCCAGGCCGGGCGUGGAGAGGGGCCACGUGGCCUCGGUCAACGGGGGCAGGCCUCCUACGGACCAGGAGUCCCUGCCCCAGGUGCUGCGGGAGGCCGACUCCGGCAUCUCCAGAACGGACUCUGCCAGCCGCAUCCUGCUCAAAGGAGGAGCGGAGCAGCAGCCGUCACUGGCGGGGAUUCUUCCCACCGCGGCCAACGACUCGGAUCAGCCGGCCCCCGCUGCAUCUGCCACCUCCGCCACAACCCUCGCGUCACCCGGGGGCCAUCCGGUCCCCACACCAGAGUGCCCGGGAGUGAAAAUGGACGACCGAGCCGACUGGCCGUCGCGAACAGCGAACGUGGAGGGAGUGGGCUGCGGCGGGCAGGACAGCGUCACCCCCUCUCCGGCGUGCGACCCACAGCCGGCACUCAGCACCCCGGACGCCGAAGUAAGGGACAGGACCCUGCAGAGCCAGAGCCGGCAGGGCGAGAUCGAGGGCCGGCUGCGGAGGCUGCGCAAGCGGCUGCAGGUGGUGCAGGCCAAGCAGGUGGAGCGGCACGUGCAGCAGCAGCUGGGCGGCUUCCUGCAGACCACCUUCAGCAAGCUGCCCAGCCUGGACGCACUGCGCCAGCGCAGCCCGGCCGUGCUCACGCGCAAGGCAGAGGCCGCGCUGUGGCGCGCGGCCAGCGACCCCGGCACCGAGGACGGGCUGGGCCGCUUCCUGAGGGGCGGCUCGGUGCCCGGCGAGCUGGAGCGGCUCUCCCUCAGCGGCACGGCCAACCUGCACGCGGCCGAGAGCGCCUUCGACUCGGACGCCACCGAGAGCAGCUCCGGUGGCGAGACGGACGUGGAGGAGGAGGAGCUGACCAAAGUGGACAUCGAGCAGCGCCACGUCUCGCUAUGGAGGAGAGCGGAGGGCCGCUACGCCUUGGAGAGGGCCUCCAUCGUCAGCCACUGGAACUGGCUACAGGCCCACAUCUCUGACCUGGAGUACCGCAUCCGUCAGCAGACCGACAUCUACCGGCAGAUCCGCUCCAACAAGGGUUCCGUAGAGCUAGGAGACCCGGGCCCCUGCGAGGUGCCUGUGGAGGAUGGGGUGGAGGUGAAGGUGGAGGCCAUCUCUUGCCACAUCACGCAGGACGGCGCUUCCGAGGGGGCUGAGGGCAUGGUGUCACCCCACAGCCCUGCCGCAGAACCGGGCCACUGGAACGGGAGCGGCCCUGGCCGACCGGUCAACGGUGUCAUCAGCAGCUUGCACUGCGGCUCUGCAGACAGCUCGGACACAGAGGAGCAGUUCGUCAAGAAGCAGCGGCUGACCCCUGUCCUCUCGCCCCCUGACAGCACCUGCGUGGCUGCCCGCACGCGCCCCAUCCUCAGCUGCAAGAAGCGGAGGCUGGUUCGGCCCAGCGCGGUAGCCAACCUCAGCCGCAAGGUACAGAGGAGCUCCUGGUCCCGCUGCAGCUGUACCGUCAACCCCAUGUGCGCCACCUGCGGCGGCCCUGCUGCCCCUGGCACAGACUUCCAGUACGAACGCCCCGCUCUUGAACGACUGUCCCAGUUCGACCCCUGCGUCCACCCCAUCCUCUCCUUCACUGACGACGUGUCGAUGAGCCUUCACCUCCAGCGGGUUCUGAAGUCUCACUGGCAGAACAAGCCCCUGGAGAAGAACAAGCCCCACAAGAAGCUUUCCCUCAAACACAAGAUCUCCCUCAGCCGCGUGCAGGACCCCUGCUCCUCGUCCUCCAAAGACAAACACAAGCUCCCCAACUCGCUCAUCAAUGCCGUCAGGUUUUCGCACCACAAGGCCCGGCCAGAGAAGCUGCACCGGCAGCAGCUGGACAGCUUGCUGAGUGCCUCCAAGCUGGAGGGGCGCCUGCUCUGCAAGGCAGAGCGCAGCCAGGGCCUCACAGCCGGGGCCUACGACAAGACCCACAGCCGCAAGAGGGCCCGCGAGCACUACCUGGAGAGGACGGACGCUAAUCCCAGGCUCUUCAUGGACACGGGCAGUCCAUGCUCAUCACUGGCCAACCUGCACACCCCCACCCACAGCCCCCUGAUGAGGCAGCUGUCCUCCACCUCGGAGAGCUCCGUCCCCUUCGGCCAAAAUAACCAGAGCGCCACCAGUACCCCGCAGCCCAUUCGGCGGCGAAGAGGAGAAAGCUCCUUUGACAUUAACAACAUCGUCAUCCCCAUGUCGGUGGCUGCCACCACUCGAGUGGAGAAGCUGCAGUACAAAGAGAUCCUGACACCGAGUUGGCGGGAAGUGGAUAUUUUCGCAAAGCCAAUCACUGAGGAGGAUGAAAGUGUCGAGAUCGAGGAUCUGACGGAUGCCGCCUUUGCCCAGCUGCACUUGCCGUGUGAGGAGCAGGAGCGCUCGAGGUGGACCUGGAUGGCCAGCGCUCCUGCCAAGAGGAGGGGCAGCAGGUCGUACAAGUCUCUGGACGGGCGGACAACGCCUUUGCUGGGCGGCACAAACCCCUCCACGCCCCAGCCAGCGUCCCCGGACAUGACGCACUUCCACACCCUGCACGACUACGGCCCGGUGGCCUCCCCCCGCAGCCCCGCCAGCCCGGACCUGCUGUCCAAUCCCUACACACCUGGCUCCCGCGACUCCCACCGCCUGCAUUCCAGCGAGGACACCCGCUGCUCCACCCCGGACUUCACCUUCGAGGAGCUGGUUCCCCAGACAGUGCAGCCGUGGGAGCGCAGGAAUUUCCCCCUGGCAGAGGACCCAGUCAUGGAGCCGGAGGACCAGAGCAGCCCAGAGGGUGAGCAGCCGGGACGGGCCAUGCGGCGCAUCUCCGGGAGCAAAACGGGCUGCUCCAGGUCCGAGUCUGAGAGCGGGGCGGCCUCUCCCUCACCUGACGACAGCAGCAAGCAGAAGCCUCCUGCUGUCCACCAAUGAACCAUGCGAAAAGGACACUUCCCCCCACACACCUACUGGCAUUAAGGAAAAAAAAAAGCUACAACAAAAUAUAUAUAUAUUAAAAGGAUUCCUGUUGUUUGAUAUUCAAACAUCAGUCAAAUUUUUUCACAGUUUUUAGUGAACAUACAGAAUACAGAAACCUGUUUUUAAGUUGUUUUGUCACAGGAAAAAGAUGUUAAAAAAAAAAAAAACUUUACAAACCAUUACAGAACUAGAAGAAAGGCUAAACAAUGGCAAACAUGGGGCUCUGUGUUGUUUUCUAAUGUUAGGUGUACACGUGUAGGGAACUAUGUAGCAGACUUCUGAAAGGGGAUUGUCCAAUGGGGUGUUUUUUUUUUUAUUUUAUUAUUUGAUGUCUGUGACCCCAUGUAAGUUUUAAGUGGAGUGACGUUAAGCAAAAUGGAAAAAGUGAGCCCCUCUUUUAUCCCCACAAGUAUGUCGCUACGCUGUUUCCUUUGAAGAGAACAUGCCUAAAAUGGUAUAUAUCAUGUCACUGUGCUGCAUCUUCUAAGGGUUACCCUGAGCACUUGCAUUGCAGAGCAGUUUGUGGAAAUGGUGGGGGGUGAGAGUGGGGAGUAGUAUCUCUGUACCGACAUUGUCCUGAUUCCUGAUGCAUCACCUGUAUUCUGCUAAAUGUUAUGCAGUGUUGACUUCAGCUGUCUGUUCGUUCAGCAGUCUUUAGGUCAAUAAAGUUACUAUUUCACUGGACCCCAAUGCAGUCUGCCGAGAGACGGCUGCCCUGUGUUUUCAUCAGUGAAAGAGAGAGUGGGGGGGGGGGGGGUGUGCGUGUGUUGUGGUUGCCGCAGAGUACUUGCCUCACAGAGAAUGCUGCUCCAGGCAGAAACGUGUCGCUGCAGAACCACUAUGCUCAUGGACAAAGGAUAAACUCAUACUUUGAUUUCAGAAAUGAAUCAUUGUUGCCAAACCAAAGGAACUGGGAGGGGGAGAGGCAAUGCAGUUGGCUUUUCCCUCCCCUGACCUCUCCUUCCCUCUGUAGUCUCUGUAUCAUGUACCUGUCA
Megalops cyprinoides (Indo-Pacific tarpon) is the source of this 5011-nucleotide messenger RNA. RefSeq names its product KAT8 regulatory NSL complex subunit 1a (gene kansl1a). Bases 534 to 3971 code for a protein of 1145 amino acids. The transcript has 15 exons. Gene Ontology annotation, molecular function: histone acetyltransferase binding. NCBI's taxonomy places the organism in Eukaryota, Metazoa, Chordata, Actinopteri, Elopiformes, Megalopidae. The record is from RefSeq and is a predicted model, not a curated record. Gene Ontology annotation, cellular component: NSL complex.